GGGAUGGAAGGGGGGAUUUCUUCGCGCGACCCGCCGGCGCGGCCUAGUUGUCCUCGCCACAGACCUUGAUGACCGGCGAGUUGUCGGGGUCGAGGUCGAAGUGGUUCCAUUCCACCGUGCCCAGGAUCUUCUCGGGCAGCGCUUCUUCGGAUUGACCCUCGAGGACGAAGGCGAGGUCCAUGACCAACGACUUCGAGCAGGACUUGAGGAUGCGCAACGCGCCGGCGGCCGUCGACGACGAACUUAGUCGCGAAAUGCCGCACCGAUUGCGGAGGAAUUUCCACAAACUCGAGCUUUUGGUCUCCACACAACCCGCGGCUCUCAUAACGCCGCAGCAGCACGGACCGCUCGAGCGGGUUCGCGAAGGCCAGCUUCACGGAGUCGUCGCCGCCCCGCUCGAGCUUGAAGUGCACCCGAUGGAGGCCACCAGUGUAAAAAUAACCGCGAAACACAACCCGUUUCGUAGCAAUAAGCACUCGCGAGUCGCUCGCCGUUUUGCUCACGACACGCAGCGCCUGCAGGUCGGUCGGGGGCACGAAGCCGCCGAUGGCGUCAAGGGCCCGGUGCGAGCCUAGGAUCAGACGCGGAUCACCGGCGUCCGACGCGUCCGCACUGUCGCCGUCCAUAAGAGUUGGGUCAGUCAGUCUGGAGUCAAAAACGUCGCGAGACUUAGACUCCCAGCCGACGAAG
Molecule: messenger RNA, 690 nt
Organism: Pelagomonas calceolata
Lineage: Eukaryota; Pelagophyceae; Pelagomonadales; Pelagomonadaceae
Source: the annotation of a GenBank genome assembly